Messenger RNA from Purpureocillium lilacinum, 516 nucleotides. Lineage: Eukaryota; Fungi; Ascomycota; Sordariomycetes; Hypocreales; Ophiocordycipitaceae. The record is from RefSeq and is a predicted model, not a curated record.
AUGCCAAGAAGAUUUCAUGAUCGAGUGGUGGCAGCAUUGGUAGUAUUUAGUUGGAGAGAAAUUCUUAACGCAGCCUCAUUAAACCAAACCGAUCUCAUUCCAAAAGUACUCCUGCAAGCAAGCCUGCGAGUGCGAGAAAAGGGGCUUUUCUAUCAACUCCGUGGUAGUUUCGAACGUGCUUCAUGUUUUCAGAACCAUCAAGGGAUUAGUACCAAGAGCAUGUCGCAUGCCUGGCAGUGCUCGAUUGUGUAUUCUCUGAUCUUGCUGCGAGCAGUUGGACGGAGCUGGCCAUUAUGUUUGAUAAUCCGAGGAAGAUUCCACUGUGCGCUAAAUGUAGGAACUAGCCACCGUCCUAUCUGCCGCGAAUCCGUAACGUUCAACAAGCUGACCCCACGUCAAUUCAAUUCGGCACCUGCUGUCAGAAGAUGGCUUGGGGGUAAGGGAGCAGACGAUAUUGGCCUGCGCGCGGCGGCAGGACCAGACAGAUAUGUAGUUGUAUCACGUCACCUCGUAUAA